AUGAUUGUCACCAGACGUGUAGCAUCUGCCACCCUGAAGCCGGGCAUCACUUGGCGAGCACAUCCCCAGAGGACAUUCGCCGAUAUUUCCGGCCCAAACAAGCCCGCACGGCCUACCGAGAUUCAAAACAACACCACGCUGUGGAUGACAGGCUUGGCGGGAGCAGGAUUGGCGGCUUGUUAUUUCAUCUUUUUGGCGAAACCAGAGGCCGUAGGUAGCGAAGCGACUGGCAACCCAGAAAAGAUGAGGGACCCCAAGAUGGCUAGAGAAAAGUAG
Molecule: messenger RNA, 276 nt
Organism: Metarhizium robertsii ARSEF 23
Lineage: Eukaryota; Fungi; Ascomycota; Sordariomycetes; Hypocreales; Clavicipitaceae
Product: Major facilitator superfamily transporter
Exons: 2
Coding region: 1-276 (91 amino acids)
Source: RefSeq, a predicted model, not a curated record